Magallana angulata is the source of this 754-nucleotide messenger RNA. RefSeq lists its product as uncharacterized. The coding region runs from base 248 to 754 and encodes 168 amino acids. Lineage: Eukaryota; Metazoa; Mollusca; Bivalvia; Ostreida; Ostreidae. The transcript has 11 exons. The record is from RefSeq and is a predicted model, not a curated record.
CACACAAAAAUAUAAAUAGAUUUCCAACUAUAUCAUUUAAGUUCGGAAAAUAUUUGCAGAUUUAUCAAGUACAGAGACAAUCCUCAUGUGAGAAUUUGGCUACAAAGGUUCCAUCAAGAAAAAAUCCAGAGGAAUAUGUGAAGACGCGCAAAGGUGUCCGAAGGCUGUUUCCAUCUAAAAAAAAUCAGAGUUCAAACUGGAGUUUAUUCACUUGCUGAAAAUGUGAAUUUCGAAAAAAUCGUAGGCUAUGGAUUCAAAUCCAAAUGUCUUAGAGAAAGAUUGUCCGGAAGAAUUGGCUGAAACAGCCAAAGAGACUUUGCAGAGUUUUGCACGAAAUCCAAGACCUUGGAGUGAGUGCGGACAUUUAAUUGAAAGAUCAGAAAAAUUGCGUGUCAAAGAAGAGAAGCGUGUUACACAGGCGGGCCUUCCGUUGCUUCCACAAAGUCAAAGACCUUUAAGUGAGUACGAUGAAUUGUCACGGAGAAAACAAAUGCAGGUUCAAAAAGAGCUUCGGCGAGUAAAGCCAAAAGAAAUGCCUCAAACUGAUUAUGAGUGCAUAUAUAAGCUUGUCCACAUGGUUGAACAGGAACAAAGAGAUAUCGAAGUUUCAAAGCUUCCAAAUUUAUCAACGCCUUUUACUGGGUUGUCAAAAAAGCCCAGACGAUAUGAAAGCAUAGGUUGGGACAGAAAAGGCGAGAUAUCAAAACAGAGGCUUGAAUCAUUUUAUUUGUUGAUAAGAUGUUAUCUUACUUAA